CAAGAUAAGCUAUCCAAAUGCCUAAAAUUAUCAUCCCUCAUUGGUCCUUUUUCUGUACAGGCAAUUUUAAUGAACCUUUGAAUGAAGGAAAUUGUCAGACUGAGGUUCAGUCACUCUGAGUUUAAUGUUUUAGGGAUCAAAAAUCUUUUGUUUCCUGGAAGGGGUAAUUCAAAUGAUAUCUGUUCUGUAGCAUACAUACAAAUGCCUUGCUCCAUACAUUGCAAAAAAAAGCAGCUAAUUUUUCUUUUUCCAUGUAUUCAUAUUGAUUGGUUAGGUUCAUUUAAAACUCAAAGUAGUGGGGGGAAUAUAUGAUUUAGUAGUAAGUGUGUGAUUGUUACAUUACUCAUGAAUUCUUUUUUCUUUUCUUUUUAAGUACGAAUAAUCAUGCCCAGUGCUAAAGGUUUCUGGAAUUUGUUGAUGGCAGGCCGGCCAAAAGAUCAUGUUGAUUUUCUUGAUAGACCGGUCAUGUUCAAAAGUAGGAGCAAAAGAGAAAAUGUUGAUUCUUUUUGCUUCUGAAAAUUUUGACAUUUUGUGUUCUCAGAUGACAUAAAAUGUCAGAUGCUUCUGCAUGUAUAGGAGUGUCUGAUUACCAAGACUGCAUUUCUGAGCAGACCAGUAAGCCUCUUGGUCUGCCUGAGGGUUUUUCAUCAAAUCCGUCCACUGUUGAGACUUCUCUUCCUACUUACAUACUCGAAUGACCUGAUUUAUUUACAAUAUAUACUAUUUUCCAACAAGAGCUAGAAGGAGAGCAAUUAAAUUAUUCUCAAGCACAUUCAUGCAACACUUUCACCUGCGUCUUGUAGGCCUCAGUGGGCAGAUGAUAGCUGCAGCUUCUGCUUUCAGAACUCUCGGUGGAGGUGCUGGGGGACCAGAACUAUAAGAAGUCCUCUCCCCAGCCCUCUUGUUGCCGUUGCUGCCUCACUCGGCUUAAGAUGUGCACAGGGGAAUAGCCCCACUGCCUUGAAAGUGUUGCCAAGCACCAGGCCUAGGUAACACAAGGUGUUAAUGUCCUUGAUCCUUGGCAGCAAUAACGUUCUUUAACAACCACUUGGAAAUCUACUCUGCUGCAACUGCUGCAGAAUGUGGUGCCUUGUUUCUUGCAACAGGAGAUAUCUUGUACCAAAGUCACAGUAUGCUUGUGGCUAUCUGUCAUUUUCCAGGUAUAGCAUUCUCCUGUUACCCAAUAAAGUUUUUAAAAAUUGAAUCCUACAUGGCUUGAGAAAACCUCACAAUGAUCUGCCCAGAGACUUAGAAUUGGCUGUAUACAUCAUCUUGAUGGCGUAAUCUUUGCACCAUGGGAGAGGGGUUUUUUUUUUUGGAAGUAGUGCCUAGAAAAAGAUUGUUGGAUGCCCCAAACUUUUAAACAAUAAUUACAAUUUUAGCUAGGAACCUUCUGUUGUAAGCAUAUGAAUGGCUAUCUUUUGAUCUCUUAGCUAAAACUGCAGCUGAUUGUGGCUCCCAUGGAGAAUUCCAAAUACUCAUUUGCAGCCUUUCCUCACAUACAGAAACAUCAAGGGUGUGCAUAAAUACUGAGUCAAACCAUUGGUUCUAGGAUUUCAGAUGGGAGUCUUAACUAGCCUUACCUGGAGAUACUGGGGAUUAAACCUGUGCACAAAGCUGUGCACAAAGCACAGUCUCCACUGCAAAAACUGGAGAUGUGGCUGAAUGCCUCACUCUAUGGACACUGCUCUGUUCCUUGUCUUCAGAGGCAUGUGAUAGCAUUGGCACCACUUUCUCCACAGGUGGACCAUGGAGCCAAACAGCCAUGCUGUGGUUUAUCCUACCUCUCUCACCUUGCCCCCCUCCCGAUCUCCCCUUGGGAAAUGCUGAUCAGGGCGGGACUAGGGGCACUGAAUGCAGCUGUCUGAAGGCACCCUACAUUGUAUGUUUGCUCUGGAGCUCCAGCCAUUCAACAGGUACAGAGGUGGAAAUCCAGCAUGUCUCUCCUGCUGCCCAUUGGCUUCAGACUUUAGAGGAACAGUAGAGGCAGUCCCUUUUGUCCCUGACUUCAUGCUGCAUUUCGCAGAUGCUGUGCGAGAUCUAGGGCAAGGCAAGAAGACCUCAUGGGGCAGGGGCAUGUUCCAGUGAUUAGAAGAAAGAGAAAAGUGGGUGGCAGGAAGAGAUGGCUCCACCCAAUAUAGGCUCAGACCCCAGCUGACCUUUGUGAGUCAGUGGCCUUCCAUAGAAAUAAGCUUUCCCACCUACUAUGUAUGAUUUUCAAUAUAGCAAAGAACAGGGGUCAGCAAACUUUUUCAGCAGGGGGCCAGUCCACUGUCCCUCAUACCUUGGGGGGGCAGGCUAUAUUUUGGAAAGAAAAAAAAUGAAUUCUUAUGCUCCACAAAUAACCCAGAGAUACAUUUUAAAUAAAAGCACACAUUCUACUCAUGUAAAAACACGCUAAUUCCCCGACCGUCCGCAGGCCAGAUUUAGAAGGCGAUUGGGCCAGAUCCGGCCCCCGGGCCUUUGUUUGCCUACCCAUGGUAAAGAGGAUAGGGGCAGAACUAGAAUUAGUUGGUUCUGGCUCCAUCUCCACUUGGUCUCUCAGUCUUUUGCUCUACCAGUCCCAUGGGCCAUGGAGAGGAAAAGGUGGUUAAACGAGAAUGAAGUUUUUAAAGGGGGGGCUAAUUUGUCCCCCCAAAGUGGCCACAGAGUAAUUGGAGUUGUGUAUCCCUAUUUUAGGUGGCUAUAAGACUUGUCCCUUUUUUAGCUUCAUUCAGUAGGAAGGGUUCUAAACAGUUAAGAGAUAAUAGCUAGGUACCGGUAUCAAAGUUUAUAAACUCAGAAUGUUCCCUGCCACUGUCAGCAAUGUUUCAAGGUGCUUUGAAGCCAGUGGUAUGCUUGGGAGUUUGCAUGAGUUUUCAUCUCUGAACUUGUUCUCCCAGAUUCAGCAGGUAAAAAGUAAACAAACCCACCCACUGCUUGUAAUUAAAUGCUGCCAGCCAUCCUGAAUUACAUUGGAGAACAAUUAAGAGAAGUGUUUGGUUUCUAAAAUAAUUCUGGGAAGUCCAUUGAAGUUUGGAAGGGUGGGGCAACCCACAGAUCUUACUAGGAGUAUCAUAACAAUCCUUAGCCACUUGCAGAAACGAUUUGGAGAAGCAGCUCUUAUUUGUGGACCUAAGGAUUUCUUCCCUAUCAAUCUGAAAGCUGCCAACCUGCUUCCCUAUCAAUCUGGGCUGCCAACCAGUCAACAAUGUACUUGUUUGCCUAGUAGAGCCAUGUUCCAUCAGAAAACUGAUAUCAGGCUCUAAAUAGACAGUAUAAUCUGGGUUUUCCCAAUUUUCUGCAAAUCAAGAUCCACCCACAAUAAUGCCAAUCCAGUGGAUUUCAUGCUGGCUGCACCCGUGACAUUGACCUGCUAUAUGGCUGCAUCCCUGAUUACCCCAGAUUCUCCCUUGCUCUAGGCCCACCCAAGGGGUUCUUUAAUUUGGCAUUUGGAAAUUGACAAAUAUAACUAUAUCUUCUGAUAUAGCAUGAAUCUAGGGUUUAUUCCUCAGGGUGGUUGUGUGAUGAAUUGGCGUCACCUCUGAAUACAUUGUACUAUUUUUUUUUAAAAAGCACUAACAUAGCCCCAACACUGAGCCUAUAGAGCCCAAUCCAUGUCUUAAUUGUUUUGAAAAGUACCUCCCAUAAUCCUUCCAUUUUCCAGUCCUGUAGGUGUGUGCAGAUGGUGUAGGGUGGAGUGAAAAUCUCUCAAGCAUUUUCAGAAAACGAAGCAAGCCAAAUAGACUUAAUUGGAGAUAGCUUCAGCUUCCCAGAUCUAUCAGAGGGUCACCACUGGGAUUCUAUUGGUUCAUCAACAGGGUUCUUUGAUGGUGGUUGUUUUUUGUUACACCCCCCACUCCAUGCUCCACAGACUGAGCAUAUAAAAAGCACAAGGAAUCACAGAAAACAGAUUCAUGUGAAAUACAGAUACCAGAUAACAUCUCCUUUUGACAGGUGAGGCCAAUAAGACCACCUUCCUCCUUUGUUUAGCAAAGACAGAGCAAGCAAAACAAAUCUAAUCUGGAUGUUCAGCAGUAAAUGAAGAAGUGAAAGACACUGAGUAAUAGAAAAGGAGUGAUAUAAAAUAUGAGUUUCUUUUUACAAGCUAUACUUGCGAAUCUGAAUUUCCACAGGCAGGUGGUCUUGAGAGUGAGGUUUCUAAAAUAAGCCAGGAUCUGACUGCUUACUCUACCCUUUACGGUCACUUCUACCCAAGAUGCAUGUUUCUUCACAGCAUCUGCCAUGACCUAAGCAAGUGUACAUCAAAUCUAAGUUAUCUUUUAGUAAGAGUUAGCAGCUGCACUGUGACCAGAAAUGGGCAUGGUAGAUGCAUGCUCCUAACAAUCCUGUAAAUGUUACCCUGUCUCAGGAUGUUCGGUUCUGAUAACAAACCUUUAGGAGAAGGAGACCUGCGGAAAUUACUUAAACUUUAUCGCACAGAGAUCUCCAUGGCAGUCGACGAUGUCUUCCCCUUGCUCCACGGACUGGCAGAUCAUGACAUUGUCACGGAAAAGAUGUUCAAGGACACUCUCCAUCUGAAGGAGAAGGAUGGCUGCCACAAGGCCUUCCAUGCCAUGUUAACGUGGCUGUUGAGCCAGGACUCCUCUUCCAUCCAGGACUUCUGGAGGGUUCUCUUCAAGGAUUAUAACCUGGAGAGAUAUUCCAAGCUCCAGUCCAUUCGAAGCAGCUUUCCUAAAGACCUGGAUCUCAGUAGGUAUCACAGCAGGGCAAGGAAGCUCGCAACCAGUCCUAAGGUAUUGACUCAGCACAAAUCCCAAGGGAAGAGGAAAGCGACAGAUGAAAAAGAUGCUUUGCACCUACCUCAGCUUUCAGCAAAAGGCGAUGCACACCUUGGAUCCCUUCCAAAGGCAAAAUCUGUGAAGAAGUCAGAGAAUGUUGAGACCCAGCAUUAUCCCCUUUCGCAUGGCGGCGACACUAAGAAAUGCAUCAAAAUUGGUGGUGAGUUUUAUGCAGCAGACAAACUGGAAGAGCUUGGAGAGAGGAACAAAGCUCAGGAACUGAAGCCCAGCGGGAAAGCUAAAGAAUCCCAGAAUGGAGAUCAAAAAGCAAACUUGCAGAAUAGGUGCCCUACCAUCCCUUUCCCUACUGUGGAUCCAGCCCCCCAGCAGAAGAACGAUGACGAAUGUGCCAUCUGCAGGGAUGGUGGGGAGCUGAUCUGCUGUGAUGGAUGCCCCAAGGCCUUUCAUCUCACCUGCCUUGUGCCACCACUGACAGAGAUUCCCAGCGGGACAUGGAGGUGUGAUUCAUGCUCCUCUGGGCAAUCGAAACAAUACAGGAGCAAUGGAGAAGAGAACAGCAGGAAUGCACUUUCUCAGACACAGGGAGCUGUAUAUGUCCAGAGAACAACAGAAGAUGGAAGGAGGGUUCUCAUCAAGGAACCUGUGUGUGCAUCCCUCAGGCAGCCUUUGCCCUCUGUGACCCCAGUGUCCGGGGUGGCACUGCCAACAGUUCAAAAUGUGGGAACAGAGAAACAGCUGAAGCUGACCAUUGGGGAGAAGUGUGGUGUAUGCAGGAAAGAAGGAGACCUGAUCUACUGCAAUAAGUGUUUCCGGGCUUUCCACUGGCCCUGCCAUUUUCCUGCCCAUGCAGAUCAAAUCAGUGGAAUCUUAAUGUGCAAAUCCUGCACUAGCAACCAUCCCAUGACCAUCACCUUAGAAGGAACUACAAACACAAAUACCCCAACACUACGAGCGGUAAAGGUGGUGGAAGAAUCUGCUGGGACUGAACCCCUUCUGAACAAGGAUGAUCUGGACUCUCUCUUAGGGGAGAAUACAUUUGAUGGGAUCUUGCACUGGGCAUUCCAGAGCGUGCCCCGUCCUCUGUCAGACACUCAAGGAUUUUUCUCAUAGACUCUGGAUUUGGCACUGUUUUGCUGUUGUGUCAAACAUGUUCCUAUUGUCUCUUGCUGAAACAUUGGCAUCCAAAGCUACUUGCUUUCAUGUAGUCUAUAUUAUUGCAAUGAUAGUUCUGUUAAAUUGAUACUUCUCUGCUCAUCUCCAAUUGAGAGAAUUGAUAUUUUUCAGUCUGUACCUGAGUAGAUUAUCGUAAUCACCCUUCAAAUAAUCGAGUGAUGGGAUAGUAAUUGAAUUGUAGGAUAUUCUUUUUUCCACAUAUUUUUUUGAUGAGGGUUUCAAAAGCAAAGUCCCUCUGAACAUUCUUCCUGGACAAGUCCCAUGCUUCCUUUGUCAAUGAGAUCACUUUAUGUCAUUCGUAUAGUGUGCUACAGCCUAGAGAUUUAACCAUGCUGCAAAUUAAAUUAUCAGACAUUUUUGAGGUUCUACAUGAGCCAUUGCUAUGGUUCCAGUUCUCAGGCAGCAUGAAGAGGAAACUGUGUAACAAGGAGACAAAGCACAGCAGAAUUUCCCAGAUGCUCUGAAAUGUGGGGAAUCCAAGCUGCCUAAGGGGACAUUAUAGAACCAAAUGUAUUCUAUUUUUAAAAAUAUUUUUUAUUGAAAACAUUUUAAAUCCAUACCAAUUAUCAACAUUACAAUCAAAUACCUCCCCUCCCCCAUUUCCCCACUCCCCCUGGGACUUCCCCCAGCUCCCAUAACUGUUUUAUUGAUCUAUAUUGUUUCUGCAUGUUUUACAAUUGUAAAUGCUAUUUUUAUAAUGUUCAAGUUCAUAUUCUACUAAUAAAAUUUGUGUAUGUUUAUUCAAAUCCUGCCAGUGAGUCUAAGUCUCUUUGUUGUUUCUUCAGAUAACUUGUGAAAAGUUCCCAUUCUUCCUUAAAGUCCCGAUUGUCCUUUUCACACAGUUUAUAUGUUAAUUUUGCCAGUUCCGCAUAGCUCAUCAAUUUUUCUUGCCAUUGUUCCUUUGUUGGUAUUUCUUCUUUCUUCCAUCCUUGUGCUAGCAAAAUU
This is a messenger RNA of Zootoca vivipara (common lizard), 6860 nucleotides long. It is a transcript of the gene AIRE, whose product is annotated as autoimmune regulator. Gene Ontology annotation, biological process: humoral immune response; regulation of transcription by RNA polymerase II. Gene Ontology annotation, molecular function: DNA-binding transcription factor activity, RNA polymerase II-specific; DNA binding; translation regulator activity. The record is from RefSeq and is a predicted model, not a curated record. Gene Ontology annotation, cellular component: cytoplasm; nucleus. NCBI's taxonomy places the organism in Eukaryota, Metazoa, Chordata, Lepidosauria, Squamata, Lacertidae.